This is a messenger RNA of Phragmites australis (common reed), 1535 nucleotides long. RefSeq names its product protein ULTRAPETALA 1-like. The transcript is spliced from 3 exons. Gene Ontology annotation, cellular component: nucleus; cytosol. Bases 570 to 1277 code for a protein of 235 amino acids. The record is from RefSeq and is a predicted model, not a curated record. NCBI's taxonomy places the organism in Eukaryota, Viridiplantae, Streptophyta, Magnoliopsida, Poales, Poaceae.
CAGCACCAGCACAACACCAAGCUUCCCCUCAUCACCAACUCCUUCAUCUCCCGUCCUCUCCUCUCUCUUCUCCACCUCCUCUCCCUCUCCAAACCCCCAUCGACGUCGGCGUAGGGUGUGGGAGUUGGAGUUGGAGGCAUUCGUGAAGACUCUGUGGCGACUUCUCCAGAUCGGUAGAUCCGUCUUUCUGGGUCGUAUCUUUAGGCGAUUUGGAGCAAGCCCCAAAUAGUAUCCUUGCAGAAAGAACCGCUUUUGCGCCGCUGCUGCCUUUGCAUUUAUUCUUUGGCCUCUUUGGAGAUCGCCCUCGUCAAGAUUUGGUGGAAACCCAAUUCGCUGCGAUUCCUUGUGGAAAGGCGCCGCUUUGGUUCCUGUUUCCCCACAGCUCCCAACUCUAUAUAUCUCCAUCUCUUGUUCAACUACUUGCCUAACUUUCUUUUACUUCGAUCCACCAGUUGUGCCUUCCCCGUCUCGGCAUUAGAUCGUUUCUUGAUUUGACGCAAGCCAGAUCAAUCUCUGCUCGCUUCUUUUCCUGGGAGUUGUUGCGGUUGUUCCUGUUCUUAGUCGGAGACAUGGCGGCGGCGAACGGAGGUGCUGGAUCGGUGCUGUUCAGUGAGGAGGAGCUGCGGGAGGUGAGCGGGUUGCGCCGGGGGGAGGACUUCGUGGAGAUGACGUGCGGAUGCACCAGCCAUCGCUACGGCGACGCCGUCGGCCGCCUCCGCGUCUACGCCUCCGGCGAACUGGAGAUCAACUGCGAAUGCACGCCCGGCUGCCGCGAAGAUAAGUUGACACCUUCUGCCUUUGAGAAGCACUCUGGAAGGGAGACUGCAGGAAAGUGGAGGAACACUGUUUGGGUCAUGGUUCAGGGAGAAAAGGUUCCAUUGUCAAAGACAGCUCUUCUCAAGUACUACUACGUGGCGCACAAAUCCACCACUAGUUCUCACAAAGGUCGUAAUGGACGGCCAUCGCACCGUGAUGAGUUCAUCCGCUGUGCAAGAUGUGGCAAGGAGAGGAGAUUUCGGCUCCGGACCAAAGAAGAGUGCCGUAUUUACCAUGAUGCUCUUGCUAAAGUUAGUUGGACAUGUGCGGAUUUGACAACUGACAGGGUCACCUGUGACGACGAGGAGGAGCGAGGAAGCCGCAAGGUGCUGAGGGGCUGCUCCCGCGUCACAUCCUGCACCGGCUGCAUGAAGUGCGUGUGCUUCGGGUGCGAGACCUGCCGCUUCAAGGACUGCAACUGCCAGACCUGCAUCGAUUUCUACCGCAACUCAAAGGAAUAGGAGGAUCUAACACCAUUCGUUCACACCAAAAAUGGCCUCCGCCGAGGUUGUCAUCCUCGGCAAACCGGAGGCUCUAGCUCCUAGUUCUUCACCCAGGUCGAUGCCCCUACCAUCAUUGGGGCAGACCGCUAUCUUUCUCUUAUGUCCGUCCCAUGGCUGUGGCAUCCGUAGACUAGCAGGGGAAGCCAGGCAAUUUUGCUAUAUACAAUUCACCAACAGUUCCAUUCAAAUGCGUUUUACUUGCAUCUUUGAAGAUCA